GCAUAUGAGAUGGGGGGCGUGCUGAAAGGCAAGGACACAGAAAGAGGACGGGAAGGCGGAACGCAUUCAGGGAAAGCACAUAAACAUCGGCGUUCUUACAGCAGUGAAGAGAUGGACGCCUUCAAAAACUUGGCAAAACCGUUACCUUUGGUUGUGGCAUAUAUGUUGGCUUCACUGAUUGGUUGGUCGAUGUGCCAGAAGGGGGCUUGUAUUCUGGACGGGAAACACAAAGCCACCCCGGGUCCAGAACCACACCUGAAAGAGUGCAGACUUUACACCGAGAAUGCCUGCUGCUCAGACAAUGAGAUUCAAGCAGUGUCCAGAGUGGAUGACAUUCCCUGGGGUCGGUGUGGAUCUCUCAGCCCCCGCUGUGAGGCGCUGUUCACGCGCGCGGCGUGUUUCCUCCGCUGCUCUCCGGACGCCGCCCGCUGGCCCCACCCGCUCCAGCCCGCCGCCAUCCAGGGCGUGCCGCUAUGCCACAGCUUCUGCAGAGACUGGUUUGAGGCCUGCAAAGCUGAUCUGACCUGCGCUCCCAACUGGGGGAGCGCAUGGAAAAAGAGUCCUCGGGGAAACAACUGCACUGGAAAAUGUGUGACCUACCAGCAGAUGCAUCAGGACAGCCGUGGCCUGUGCGAGACCCUGUGGGGAGAUGCCUUUGUGACGGUGGAGGACGAGGCGCGGGAGGACAAGGAGGAGGCCUCCUGUGGCUGCCUCACCCUCAGCCCCUCGGACAGGGAGGUCAUCGCCGCCCUGCGGGCACAGGAGGAGGACCCGGACGAGCUCGACACCACCAAGGCAGGCCUGCCCCAAUACCGCGCCCCCUGUCGCCCAAAGAGCCAGCCACCGCAGGGCACCACACUGCCCCCGCAGGCCCAGAGGAGCAGCGACAGCUCCAGCGUACGCAAGCGCUCUCUCUUCGUGGAGGACGUGGAAGGCAGCGGUAGUGGCUUCUAGAAAAUUCUGACAGAAUACAGAGGACUUUAUUGACCCCGGAAGGUAUACCAAUGUCUCCUCAAACUGUAUGUCAUCAAUUCAAGGCCAGUUUUGAGGUAUGGUACGAUAUGGUAUUUGUUCAAAGGCUUCAUGUUGUGAACUACCACCAUUUGUGUGCUCCUUUGUGCGGUGUUGUUAGACUUCUAAAGAAAAACCUAGUUGUAGCUACAAAUGAAUAUACAUGACUGCUUCCAAUGCUCAUUGCUCAAAAAGGUGACAUUAACCAUCUGCAUUCACCUCUGUGUAAGCCACUGCAAGACAGGGUAGAAGAUGAGAUGUAUUUUUAUUGAACCCUGUGGGGUAAUUUGUCCUCUGCAUUUGACCCAUCCUAAUUACUUAGGGGCAGUGGGCAGCCACAGUGCAGCGCCCAGGGACCAACUCCAGUUCUAAGGCCAGUGCCUGGGUCAAGGGCAAUGGCAGGAGCAGACACAAGUUGACAUGCAUAUCUUUUGAGUGUGGGAGGACACGGCCCUAAAACAGCUCCACAUUUUCAGUGAGGAACCUGUACAGCAAAGCUGAACAUUCCUCAGGCCAGAGAGUCUGGUUAGGCUUCUACCACACUUUCAGUAUAUACAUAAAGUAUACCAUGUAACUCAGACCAGGGCGAACAGCCGAAAUGUCCUAAAGCGGACCAAUUUAUGAGGGUUUGGACCUGACAGGAAGAGGGAAAAGCUGAGGCUGCACUGAUGUUUCUUUCUACCUCCAAAAGAAUUUUAAUUACUGUAGAGCUAUUGCAUUGAUAACUGGGCAGAGACUCAAGGCACAUAUACUCACUAAUCCAGAAUGUAACUUACCAGAGUACAGUAGAGUUCCUGCCACGUGUAAGUACUGGGGUUGAUUAAUGAAGUAAUGAAGGGGGAGGUAUUUUGGCAUAUUGCAUCACCCACAUUAGAACACAAGAUUACAAGAUCCAGCAUGCAGUAAAGAGACUUAAGCACCCAGAAUGUUUAAAAUGUCAUGGGUAAAAUUGCUUACAACAAAGCCCAAUUUUGAAAUGGCACCUUUAAAUGAGAUGAAAGUUUCAAAAAAUGUAUAUUGGGGGGAAAAAUGGAAACGCUUGAGAGAACCCAGCAUGAAAACCAUGAUUUGCAAAGUAUCAGUUGGCCAUUUGUAAAUUAAUGUCUUACUGUAGAAAUGUGACAAGAAUUAUAAAACCGGAUGAAAAAUCUUUUUUUUUUCUGUAAGCGCUGAAUAAACGCUGUAAUUCUAA
This is a messenger RNA of Conger conger (European conger), 2203 nucleotides long. It is a transcript of the gene rtbdn, whose product is annotated as retbindin. The record is from RefSeq and is a predicted model, not a curated record. Gene Ontology annotation, molecular function: riboflavin transmembrane transporter activity; riboflavin binding; signaling receptor activity. Bases 10 to 954 code for a protein of 314 amino acids. Gene Ontology annotation, cellular component: external side of plasma membrane. Lineage: Eukaryota; Metazoa; Chordata; Actinopteri; Anguilliformes; Congridae. The transcript is spliced from 6 exons.